UUCCUGAACUCACACUCAUCACCGUGCGUUGCUGACGCCCCAGUGAGCAUGAACCUCAGUCUCCCGGACCAGAGCAUGCACAGCUCCAGUGAAGGCUGCAUGGAGGACGACAAACCUGAUGUCAUGUUGCCUUGCUUCCGCAGAAACAUGUAUGACGAACCUUUGGCCUCAUACUCCAACAGCUCCAUCAUCUCUCAGCUCCUUCGCAAGACAAUCCACAGCAAGAGGGCACUGGAUGAAAGCCAUUUCUACCUUUCGGGCUCCACCGCUGCUGACUCCGGCCAGGAAGACCAGAGCAGCGUCUCCUCUAAGGACAGCACGGUGGAAGCCACGUCCCCCACUGGUCACAUCUCCACAGGAACCAGUCUGGACGGUGAGCAUCCCAUGGCCGACCACCUGCAGGCCAAGAGAGCCAGAGUGGAGAACAUCAUCAGGGUAAUGGCUGGCUCUCCAAACAGCAAGCAGCACGGAGACAGCGAGAGGUCAGAUGCAGAGGUCAGAGACACCAGGGAGGCCAGGGACGUCUACAGGGAGAACAAACGCAAACAGAGGUUGCCUCAGCACCAGGAGCACAGUGUCGGAGGACCGGCGAACAGACGACCUGGGAGCAGCAGUGGUGACAACUGUAACACCAAGGACGAGGAGUGUCACAAGCUGAAGGAGCAGCUCCACAGCAUGCAGAGGCUCCUGCGUCAACUCCAGGAGAAGUUCCUUCAAGUUUACAACCGGGACGAUCCUGAACAUGACCACAGAGAAGACACAGAGCAUGAUGCUGAAGAGGAUUUUGAGAUGAGGAACAGCAGGAUGAUGACAGCAGAGUGUAAAGACCGAAUGAAAGCGACCGGUCAUCUGGCUCAACCGAGAGAAAAUCUGAACCUACAGGACGCCCUGAAGCAGGAGCUCUCCCGGGCUGUAAACGAGUGUGUGGACAGGGUGUUCAAGAAGACGUCCUCCACAGGGCUGGACUUCUCCCCUCAGCCGUGCAUGUGCUCGUCUCCGGAGAUGCCGAUGAGUGUGGGCACAGACAGGAAGAGCCAGCAGGCCAGCUCCACCCAUGAUCAGCCCCAGUCUGAGGAGGCAGCCGUCAAACCCCGUUCCUUGGAGUACUACAAAAGCUCUGCAGCUCAAAGCCCACAGGACCAGACAGAGGCUCUGUCACUGGUGGUCCGCAAGCCGCCAGUGACCCCCAUGAGCUCGGUAACCCAAACAGUGAAGAGGCCCUACCCUGUGCACCAGACACCAUUUCAGUUCAAUUACAGCACCCCGCUGCACGACAGCCAGAUCCUCGAGCACCUCCUCAAGUACGGGCCCCAUUCCAGCUUUGGGGCUCUGCCCUGCAUGCCCCCGUCAAUGGACAGGAACUCCCCAGACUCAGUGGACCUGCCCUGGGAAACCCUCACCAUGAGGUCCAAGGUGACCUCCAGCCACCUGGGCCACCACCCUCGCCCCUCCGCCCUGGGGGCAGUGACGGUCGACAGUCUGUGUCUCCCUCACGUCAAGAUCGAGUGCAAUGAUCUGCAGAGCAUGGCUGAACGAAACCCCUACAUGUCUCUCAACAUCCAGGAGGGUCUCACCCCGAGCCAUCUGAAGAAGGCAAAGCUCAUGUUCUUCUACACCCGCUACCCCAGCUCCAACGUGCUGAAAACCUUCUUCCCUGAUGUCAAGUUCAACCGCUGCAUCACCUCUCAGCUGAUCAAGUGGUUCAGCAACUUCCGGGAGUUCUACUACAUCCAGAUGGAGAAGUUCGCCCGCCAGUGCAUCGUCGACGGCAUCAGCGAGGUCAAAGACAUCACAGUUAGCAGGGACUCUGAACUGUUCCGGGCACUGAACAUGCACUACAACAAAGCCAAUGACUUCCAUGUUCCAGACAGAUUCCUGGAGGUUUCUGAAAUCACCCUGCACGAGUUUUACAGCGCAGUCUCCGCCGCCAAAGAUUCGGACCCCUCGUGGAAGAAGGCUAUUUACAAGGUGAUCUGCAAACUGGACAGCGACGUCCCCGAUGAGUUCAAGACAUCUUCCUAUUUAUAGGCAUCAAGUGCAGAAAUGUACAGGUGAAGGAAUUCGGCGAGAUUUGAAGUUAGUCCCUUGACAGUAUUAUUUUGUUGUAGUGCAUUUUAGUGAAGUGAAAUGUAGAUGUUAAAGAAAUGAUUAUUUUGUUGAUCUGUAAAAAAAAGAAAAAAAUGAUUAAUAGUCUGAAAUGUUGUCGUUUUACUUUUAUCAAUACACAGGUAUUGAUUCAAAUUAAUGCUCCUGUGGUUUACACUAUUGUUUAGUAUUUCCUCUUAUAAUCUGCCUCAACACAUUUAGAGAGUUAUUGAUUUUGUGGGUGUGUAAAAUUGUUUACAACGGUGUAAUCAUUUGUAGUGUGGCCUUAUUUAAUUGAGCUGGAAGAGAGGGGUUUUUUUGGAAGUUAUCGACGGUAUUAGACUUUGUUUUCCUUCUUUCUUAGGUGUUUGUGUGUUGUGUAAAUGUACAAGCGCUGCUGUUGUAUGUUUCAUAAUAUUCUAUGAAUUUGUUGUAAACUAUGAGCUUGACGGAAUGUGCAUGUGAGAAUAAUGCAAGUGACUGUCAUGAGUUUUACCAUCAUGUAUAAAAAGUUGUGUAAAGAACAAUCAUUUUCAGAUAUUUCAGUUAUAAACAUUGUACUGGAUGAUUAUUGAAAUUAAAGAUGCACUAAAUUAUAAUAUAAAAUACA
Platichthys flesus (European flounder) is the source of this 2695-nucleotide messenger RNA. It is a transcript of the gene prox2, whose product is annotated as prospero homeobox 2. Bases 49 to 2028 code for a protein of 659 amino acids. Gene Ontology annotation, cellular component: nucleus. Lineage: Eukaryota; Metazoa; Chordata; Actinopteri; Pleuronectiformes; Pleuronectidae. The transcript is spliced from 4 exons. Gene Ontology annotation, molecular function: DNA-binding transcription factor activity, RNA polymerase II-specific; RNA polymerase II cis-regulatory region sequence-specific DNA binding. Gene Ontology annotation, biological process: regulation of transcription by RNA polymerase II. The record is from RefSeq and is a predicted model, not a curated record.